AUGCAGUUCAGGUUCGCUCUGCUGGUUGUUGCAGCCGUUUUCCUCGUGCUCUGUGAUGGGCUUUCAGCCUCCACAGACGUCGACGCCGUGCGCUCCAAGACGGCCUUCUCGGGCCGUUUGAGCUCGGAAGAGAACGUCUCGAGCACCGACAAGCGCAACAGGUUCUUGCGGACCAGCAAGUUUGGCGAUGGCGACAGUGAUGACCGCUACGACACCACGGUGGAUGAAUAA
Molecule: messenger RNA, 231 nt
Organism: Phytophthora sojae
Lineage: Eukaryota; Oomycota; Peronosporomycetes; Peronosporales; Peronosporaceae
Exons: 1
Coding region: 1-231 (76 amino acids)
Source: RefSeq, a predicted model, not a curated record